Molecule: messenger RNA, 1110 nt
Organism: Plectropomus leopardus (leopard coralgrouper)
Lineage: Eukaryota; Metazoa; Chordata; Actinopteri; Perciformes; Serranidae
Source: RefSeq, a predicted model, not a curated record
AUGGAUGGGAGUCUCGGGGAGAUGUCCCUCCACAGCCACUCCGAUCUGGCUCACAGUCAGGACGGCAGGGCCAUGCUGCACUCGCGGGACCUUUCAGCUGCUUUCCCCAGGCCCUCCCUUGGGGGACCCUCCAUGUCCCUGGAGCCGGAGCCCCGUCCGCCGGGCUUCGACCACUCCAUGUCUGCACUGGGAUACAGCGGCGACUCCCCGUCCAGCUCCGGCAGCACCUACACCACCCUGACCCCCCUGCAGCCCUUUGACGACAAGUUUCACCACCAUCACCAUCACCACCCCUGCCUCCCUGUCAGCAACGUCAUCGGCAGCUUCACCCUGAUGCGCGAGGACCGAGGCCUUGGCACCAACUUCUACAACCCCUAUGGCAAGGACCUGGCCAUGACGCAGAGCCUGUCGCCGCCCUCCACGGGCUCGGGCCUGGCCUCCUCCAUGCACGGCUACGGCAGCUUGGGCAACAGCCCCAACGGCAACGGCGGCCAGAUGCUCCACGCCGGCUACGACGUCCACGGGGGGAGCCUCUUCUGCCGGACGUCCGAUUUUGGCCGCGAGAUGUCGCCGCCGGGUCUGGGAGGAGGCGACGUGUCAGUGGGGCAUCAGCUGAAUAAAAUGGAGGCCCACCAGCACGCCCCGGGCCACCACGCUCACAUCUACAGCCAACACUACCAGCCCCACCACCACCCGAGCCAGCAGGCCUCCAAGAUGGGCGAGCACCUGCACUCCUCAUCGUCCGGCUCGUCCUCGCCCGGUGAGGGCAUGCUGCCGGGCUCGCAGGGCAGCGGAGGCGGCGGGGAGGAGAUCAACACCAGGGACGUGGCCCAGCGGAUCAUCACUGAGCUGAAGAGGUACAGCAUCCCCCAGGCCAUCUUCGCCGAGAGGGUUCUGUGUAGGUCACAGGGCACGCUGUCUGACCUCCUGAGGAACCCCAAGCCCUGGGGCAAGCUCAAGUCCGGCCGUGAGACCUUUAAGAGGAUGUCCCGCUGGCUGCAGGAGCCCGAGUUUCAAAGAAUGGCCUCACUCCGGCUGGAGGGACGGCAGAGAGCCGAGGAUGGGAUGGAGGCGAGGAGGAGGCACCCCGACUUCUCCAACAAGCCAUAA